This is a messenger RNA of Lotus japonicus, 1500 nucleotides long. RefSeq names its product thioredoxin reductase NTRB-like. The transcript is spliced from 2 exons. Gene Ontology annotation, molecular function: thioredoxin-disulfide reductase (NADPH) activity. The record is from RefSeq and is a predicted model, not a curated record. NCBI's taxonomy places the organism in Eukaryota, Viridiplantae, Streptophyta, Magnoliopsida, Fabales, Fabaceae. Bases 187 to 1350 code for a protein of 387 amino acids. Gene Ontology annotation, cellular component: cytoplasm. Gene Ontology annotation, biological process: removal of superoxide radicals.
CAUUAUCAGCAAAGCAAAGCACCAUCAAAGCAACACCCACACUACACACCUUCUUUCCCUUGCCAUUGCUUCUCCUCCCAAGCAACACAAAUAAAUGCAUUUCUCCCAAUUGGAACCAAGAGUAGUGACAUUCUCAACAAUAAAGUAAAAUAAAAAAAAUAAAUAAAAAAAACAGAAAUAGUUGAAAUGAGAAUUUUCUCAAACAAGUUCUUCGCCUCAGCGCGCAACCUCGUAGGCAUUGGUCUCGCUUGCUCCACUUGCGCCGCCACCGCCGCCGCUUCUUCUUCCUCCGCCGCUACUUCCACCACCUCCUCCUCCUCCUCCGCCGGCGACUCAUAUUCUUCCGAUGACUCCGUCACGGAUGACCCAAAUGUCCUCAAAACGAAGCUCUGCAUCAUCGGAAGCGGCCCCGCAGCUCACACGGCCGCCAUUUACGCCGCCCGCGCCGCGCUGAAUCCGGUCCUCUUCGAAGGCUUCAUGGCUAACGGCGUCGCCCCCGGCGGCCAGCUCACCACCACGACCGACGUCGAGAAUUUCCCGGGGUUUCCCGACGGCAUCCUCGGCGCCGACCUAAUGGACCGCUGCCGCCAACAGUCGCAGCGCUUCGGCGCCACAAUCGUCACCGAAACGGUGUCCAAGGUGGACUUCUCCCGCCGCCCAUUCAGGGUCGUCACCGAUUCCACCACCGUGGAGGCAGAAUCCGUCAUCGUCGCCACCGGCGCCGUCGCGCGGCGGCUCGAAUUUGACGGCGCCGGUGGCGGACCCGGCGGAUUCUGGAACCGAGGGAUAUCGGCUUGCGCCGUUUGUGAUGGCGCAGCGCCGAUAUUCCGGGAUAAGCCGCUGGUGGUGAUCGGCGGCGGGGACUCUGCCAUGGAGGAAGCCAAUUUCCUCACAAAGUUUGGUUCCAAAGUGUUCAUAAUUCAUAGGAGAGAUAAGUUUAGGGCUUCUAAGAUAAUGCAGGAGAAGGUGAUGAAGAAUCCCAAGGUUGAGGUGUUGUGGAAUUCAGAGGUGGUUGGGGCGUAUGGUGAUGAUAAGGGUAGGGUUCUUGGGGGAGUGAAGGUGAAGAAUGUGGUGAGUGGGGUUGUGUCUGAUUUGAAGGUUUCUGGUUUGUUCUUUGCAAUUGGGCAUGAGCCUGCUACUAAGUUCUUGGAGGGUCAACUUGAACUUGACUCUGAUGGAUACAUUGUAACUAAGCCAGGGACUACAGUGACCAGUGUUGAGGGAGUUUUUGCUGCUGGUGAUGUUCAGGACAAGAAGUAUAGGCAAGCUGUUACAGCUGCUGGCACUGGGUGCAUGGCAGCCUUGGAUGUAGAACAUUACUUGCAAGGGAUUGGCUUACCGCGAGCGUAGGGGUGAAUGAAUUUGCUAGGUUAUGCCCAGAGUUCAAAAGAUUCUUUCAUUAGAGACAAUGUCUAAUUUACAUAAGAUAGUGAAAAGCUACUUCUGGACCCAUUCAUCAUUUGAUUGAAGAGCAAAAUAGGAUUGCAUGAUUUUCUCAUA